This is a messenger RNA of Owenia fusiformis, 845 nucleotides long. NCBI's taxonomy places the organism in Eukaryota, Metazoa, Annelida, Polychaeta, Sabellida, Oweniidae. The record is from the annotation of a GenBank genome assembly.
AUGGGAAUGGACGAGUUGUUCUCUGCAAGUGUCAAUCUAAAUGGUUUCAGUACUGAUCCCAGAGUGGAUGUCUCAACUGUUAUACAUGAGGCAGCUGUUGUUGUCAAUGAAAAUGGUACUGAAGCUUCUGCAGUGACAGUCAUAGGAGGAGGGAGAUCAGGUUAUAUUCCUGAUCCUGCAACUGUUGAAUGUGACAGGCCAUUCCUGUUCCUCAUCAGGGAGGUGAAAGAGGUAGUGAGUGGAUGGUCAACAAAAACAAUUCCUGGACCAAUUUUAUUCUUUGGAAAGGUUUCUGUGCCGGAGAAGACCAAGAAUCCUAAAUGUAAUGGAAAAAAAUUGCGUAGAUGCAGGGAGAACUGUAGGCCAAAAUGCUUUGAAGCUAACAAGAAGUUCCCAAGUCCUAGGAAUAAAUGUCCUUCCUGGGUUGGCUUAAUGAAAAAAUACAAAAAAUGCAAGGCUGUUUGUCGUCAGAAGCAGUGUGUGCAAAAUUGUUAAACCAUAUGUUUUGUGGCACCUGCCCAAGAACACGCACACAAGCAUGCACACCAUCGGCACAAGGUGACAACAAUAUAACACGGAAAAAGUGGGAUAAAAAGACUAGGAUCAGAAUAUAAAUUUGAACUAAGAAAUGACAAUGUUAGUGUACUACUAACUGUAGAUUGUUUUAAUUUUGCGGAUUUGACGGGUUGAUACAUCACGGCUCUACUAAUUUUUUUAAAUCCCUGGGACCUUAACUCUUAGCCCUUGGAUCUUAAGUAGCAUUAUGAAUUCUUUCAAUACUUUGAUUGUUAUCUCAUUUUCAUUACAUUUUAGCUCUUAACUAUGGGUCAAUCUGCCAAAUUAAA